AGGGCAUGAAUUAAGCUAGGGCUUGGGAAAAAAUAACUCUGCAAGCUCAUGAUAGUGAGCAGUUGGCGCAAAAAUUAAGCUAGGGUUACCAAGAUAGAGAGAGCUCCAUGUAUAGCGAUGACAGUGAUUGCGUGGUGCUGGAAGAAGAUCCCGCCGAGUCGGUUAAACCAAGUCACGGCAAACGGAGCUAUGACUCCGAUGAUCUGAUUAUUGUUAGCGAGAAGGGUCCGGUUGCUUGUAGAGAUUAUCCCCAUCCUCGACAUCUUUGUGUUAAAUUUCCUUUUGCUUCUACUCCGCACAAAAAUCACUGUGACCGUUGCCAUUGUUAUGUUUGUGACUCACUGGCUCCAUGUGGCUUCUGGGGAAAUGGAAUUUCGAGAAAGAAUCAUUGUCAUGCCAAUGAUAAGGAUAAGUUAUGGAAAGCCCGUCGAAUAAGUACCAAAGGAAGUGAUGUAAUCCAACCAAGAGUUCACAAUAGGUCCAGUGCUGUUAGUGAUUCACCAAGAGAACCAAUCACUUUUACUGACCGAGACCUCCCAAAGUACCCGCCUGAUGGGGAUGCCUUAGUCAUCAGUUUAUGCAUGAGCAUCCGCAAAGUUGAUGUUAGGAGGAUAUUGGUUGACACAGGGAGUAACGUCAACAUGUUGUACUUCGGUGCCUUCAAAAAGAUGGGAUUGACUAGGCACCAGUUGCGUCUAGACAGACCCCACUUGGCUGACUUCUUAGGGACUUCAGUCGAGGCAGAAGGAUCAAUACUGCUCCAUGUUGAAAUAGGAGAGUAUCCACGAGUGAAAACAAUGGCAAUGGAAUUUGUGGUUGUUGAUUUGGAAAGUGGAUAUAAUGGUGUCCUAGGCCAAUCGGGCAUAUGUGGUCUGGGCGGUGUCAUAUCAGCCCAUCACUUGUGCAUGAAGUUUCAUACUCCCAAUGGGGUAGGAGUAGCUAGAGGCGACCAAGAGAUGUCGAGGACUUGUGAAAGGAUUACCUGCGAGAAUAAGGAUGAGUUACGGAAAGCCCAUCGAAAAAGUAUCAAAGAAAGUGAUGUAGUCCAACCAAGAGUUCACAAUAGGUCCAGUGCCGCUAAUUUUACGCCAAGAGAACCAAUCACUUUUACUGACCGUGACCUCCCAAUGUACCCUCAUGAUGGGGAUGCCUUAGUCAUCAGUUUAUGCAUGAGCAUCCGCAAAAUUGAUGUUAGGAGGAUCUUGGUUGACAUAGAGAGUAAUGUCAACGUGUUGUACUUUGAUGCCUUUACAAAGAUGGGACUGACUAGGCACCAGUUGCGUCUAGACGGACCCCACUUGGAUGACUUCAUAGGGGCUUCAGUCGAGGCAGAAGGAUCAAUAUUGCUCCAUGUUGAAAUAGGAGAGUAUCCACAAGUGAAAACAAUGGCAAUGGAAUUUGUGGUCAUUGAUUUGGAAAGUGCAUAUAAUGGCAUCCUAGGCCAACCGGGCAUAAGGGAUCUGGGCGGUGUCAUAUCAACCCAUCACUUGUGCAUGAAGUUUGACACUCCCAAUGGGGUCGGAGUUGCUAGAGGCCUCCAGGGUAUGUCGAGGUUUUGCGAAAUGAUUGCCUGCGAGAAUAAGGAUGAGUUACGGAAAGCCCAUCGAAAAAGUACCACAGAAAGGGAUGUUGUCCAACCAAGAGUUCACAAUAGAUCCAGUGCUUUUAAUGUUACGCCAAGAGAACCAAUCACUUUUACUGACAGUGACCUCCCAAGGUACCCUCAUGAUGGGGAUGCCUUAGUCAUCAGUUUGUGCAUGAGCAUCCGCAAAGUUUAUGUUGGGAGGGUCUUGGUUGACAUAGGGAGUAAUGUCAACGUGUUGUACUUUGAUGUCUUCAAAAGGAUGGGAUUGACUAGGCAGCAGUUGCGUCUAGACAGACCCCACUUGGCUGACUUCUUGGGGACUUCCGUCGAGGCAGAAGGAUCAAUCCUGCUCCAUGUUGAAAUUGGAGAGUAUCCACGAGUGACAACGAUGCCAAUGGAAUUUGUGGUUGUUGAUUUGGAAUGUGCAUAUAAUGCCAUCCUCGGCCAACCAGGUGUAUGUGAUUUGGGCGGUGUCAUAUCAAGCCAUCACUUGUGCAUGAAGUUUGACACUUCCGAUGGGGUCGGAGUUGCUAAAGGCGACCAGGACAUGGCAAGGAUUUGCGAAAUGAUUGCGUGCGAGAAUAUUGGGAAGAGGUGUCUCCACAUUAAUUCUGUGAUGAGAAUAUAUCCGGUUACCCGGCCCCGAUUUUGUGAUUAAGUUGUAGGAUGUCUUAAGCUCAUCCCCAUAUGUGUGUUGGCAGUUAAAUGAAUACCCGAUCAUGGGCCGCGGUACCAAAAAAGAAGGCUUGGGCUUGUGUGUUUGGUGUAGGGGCGGGCAAACGGGUCCAUGAACCACGGCUUGGAACCGAACUGUGCGGUUCGGAGGGAUUCAUAGUUAUUAAGGCAUUGCUUAGGCGCUAUGAGAUCGACGCCUCGCCUGAAAACACCUAAGGCAAUGAGGAGCACCAUUUUUUUAAAGUAACAUGUGUUCUAUUCGUUUUUUCUUUUUAUAUGGUGCAAUUACAAGGGCUAGGGUGGUCGUGAGG
Cuscuta campestris is the source of this 2571-nucleotide messenger RNA. The record is from the annotation of a GenBank genome assembly. NCBI's taxonomy places the organism in Eukaryota, Viridiplantae, Streptophyta, Magnoliopsida, Solanales, Convolvulaceae.